Molecule: messenger RNA, 2982 nt
Organism: Apis laboriosa (Himalayan honeybee)
Lineage: Eukaryota; Metazoa; Arthropoda; Insecta; Hymenoptera; Apidae
Gene: Ttc7
Product: tetratricopeptide repeat protein 7B
Exons: 15
Coding region: 157-2778 (873 amino acids)
Biological process (GO): phosphatidylinositol phosphate biosynthetic process; protein localization to plasma membrane
Cellular component (GO): plasma membrane
Molecular function (GO): protein binding
Source: RefSeq, a predicted model, not a curated record
AAAAUAGCACGUGCUUGAGAAAGAGAUUGUCAUACGUGUUCUUUUACGUUGUAUCCACACUUGUAACACUGAUGAUCGAUAUAUUACUUUAUGUUUUUCUAAAUAUUAUAAAAGAAUUUAAUAUCUUAUUUCAUUCUUUUUCCUAUAUGAAUUAGAAUGACAAGUAAAAAAGGACACACCCUUCGAAUUGAAUCAGAAAUCGAUAAAAACCGUGAAGAAGGAAAUUGGAAAAAGGUUAUAGAAUUGGCAGAACACCUAAAAGUACAGUAUCCCAGUAAUGAAUGUUUAGCAAAUUUUUUAUGUGGAGAAGGAAGAUUAGAAAGUUUUUUAGAACAAACUCCACCUAUAGAUGCUAACAUUGGAAAAGCUAGAAAUGGUCUACAAGAAACUAGAAGAUAUUUAAUUCUUGCAGCAAAUGAAAAAGAUAAACAAGCUUUGGUUGUAUUAGAUGCACAUUUAUUACUUGGUAAAUUGCAUUAUGCAAUGGGAAUGUAUGAAGAAGCUCUCAAGCAUUAUCAACAAGCUGAAUUACAUACACUUACAGAAAAACCAUUACCUUGUAGAAGUCUACGUAUUAUUGCAGAAUCAUAUGCAAUUAAAGACACAGGAAAACAUUUAUCCCGCCGAAGACUGCGCAUUAUUGCUGAGUCACAUGCAAUUCAAGGUCUUUGUCUAGAAAAAUUACCACCAAAUUCUAAAUCAAAAUAUAAAAUAGCAGAAUGGCAAGAACAAAUCAUCAAAUGCUAUGAAAUAGCUGGGGAUCUAACAUUGGUAUAUUUACAAGAACAAGAUAAACUUGCAAUGCAACAUCAAAAUGGAACAUCUACCGUAAAUAGUAACAAUGCAGGUACAUAUUCUUCUCAAUCUUCGUUUUGUUCUACAAAACAUAUUGGACCAAUAUUGGAAACUGCACUACAAAGGGCACCCAUAUUGUACAUUCAAAUUGGUAAUAUUCAAGGUGCAAUAAAUCGUUAUAGGGAAAUUUUAUCUGCUGUGGAGUCUACAACAACUCAAAGUCUUAGGGUUACCUUAACGAGACAAUUGGCAGAAGUAUUAAUUCGAGGUAUUAGUGGUGCUGAAUAUAAACCUCCAGAAAUACCAAGUGACUCAACAGAUUCACCUUGGAAACCAAAGAAAUAUUUAGGUCUUAAUAAGUUUGUGCCAAGAAAUGAAUAUGAAGAAACAAUUUUAUUAUUAUUAAUAAGUGAAGCUAUGGCAGUUAGAGAUGCUGUGCUUAGUCAAUCUCCAGAAUUUAAAGAUGCAAGAAUUCAUGCUUUUGAAAAUGCUGCUGCAGUAUAUGAUCUUCUCACAGUAGUUGUUGUGAGAUGGAGUCAAGUGGAUUUACUGUAUGAAGUAAUUGCAAUGAAUUUUUCAAUAUAUAUUCAUUUCUCAAAUAUACAUUCAUUUGAAAGGGCAAUGAAAUUUUCUCAUGAAGAAGCGCAUGUAUGGACUCAAUGUGCAUUAUGUUUAAUUAGUAUGGGAAAAUAUAUGCAUGCUUAUAGAGUUUUAAAAGUGGUAACAAGAUUAUCAUCGCAAAAAGUAAUGCCGUGCCUUUUAGCCGCGAGACUAUGCUAUGAACAAUUAAAUAUGAUAAAAGAAGGUAUUGAAUGGAGUCAAAAAGCACUUCAAAGAGAAACUUCAAAUUCUCAAGGGAUGCAAUCAAGAUGUCAUCUUUAUAUUGGUAUUGGUCAUAGUAUUCUUGCAGUAAAUACUAUAGUAAAAAUGGAUAAAACUUAUCAUACCAAGACAGCUCUAGAAUGUUUUCAAAAAGCACAACAAUGUGAUCCAAAUGAUCAUUUAGCAGAAUAUUAUUUAGCUCAUGAAUAUGCAAUUAACAGACAAAUUAAUGACGCAAUGAUUCAUGUAAAAAUUGCAUUAAAUCUACGAGCAGAACACAUUCCAUCAUUGCAUUUAUUGGUAUUGCUAUUGUCGGCUCACAAGCAAUAUUCAGAAGCAUUGCAUUUAAUAAAUAGUGUAUUAGAAGAAUAUCCAGAUAAUUUAAAUUUUCUUUAUGUAAAAGCGCAUCUUGAAUUACGAAGUAUCGGUGGUGAACAAGCAUUGUUUACCAUAAGACAUAUGCUUUUAUUAUGGAAGAAUCUAUAUGAAGAUCAAACUAAUGCUAAUUGUAAUGAACAGCAUAGUGAAAAACGCAGUGAAACUAGAAGUGUUUUUCAACUUUAUGCUUCUGAAUUGUCUGAUAAAGACUCCAGUUCUCUUCAUGCACAAUCAUUAGCUGCUUCAAGAGUAGAGCAAGCUUUAUCGGAAGUUGCAUCUUCGCUCAGUUCCUUUACUCCAAAGCCUGGACCACAAAGAGCAUGGUUGUUACAAUUACAAGUUUGGCUGUUGCUUACUGAAGUGUAUCUAGUUUUAGAUCAACCAAAUGGUGCUGUUCUUUCUUUACAAGAAGCUACAAAUAUUUUUCCAUUAAGUCAUCAUAUUAUGUACACACGGGGUCUUCUUCAUGAAUAUAAAUUGGAAUAUAUGGAAGCAAAACAAUGUUAUCAGAAUGCAGUUUCAAUUAAUCCAUCACAUAUUAAAAGUUUACAACAUUUGGGAUUAAUUUAUCACUAUUUGGGUAGUCAAAGAUUAGCUGAAAAAACUUUACGAGAUGCUGCAAAAAUUGAUCCAAAUUCUCAUCAAACAUGGUACAAUUUAGGAAAAGUAUUAGAAUCUUUAGGUGAAGUAGAAGCAGCAAGUGAUUGUAUGGCUACAGCCUUGGAAGUAGAAAUUACGAAUCCAAUAUUGCCAAUUCUUUCAAUACCAGUAACAUUUGAAUGAUUCAAAAUUUUAAUUUUUUAAAAAAGAUCGUAAUUUAUCAUGCAAGAUUGGCAUUUGUUUGUCCUUGUGACAAUCGUACCUGCUUAUCUUUAAAAUUAAUAUUACAUUAUUGUACAAAUAUAUAAAUUCUUUAAAAAGUAUUAUGCAAAUAAUUUAUCAAUAAAGACUUACUGUAAAAAAGACUUAAAUAAAGAAAUAUAAGAA